Strongylocentrotus purpuratus (purple sea urchin) is the source of this 966-nucleotide messenger RNA. RefSeq names its product serine/threonine-protein phosphatase 6 regulatory ankyrin repeat subunit C-like. The transcript is spliced from 5 exons. The record is from RefSeq and is a predicted model, not a curated record. Bases 1 to 966 code for a protein of 321 amino acids. Gene Ontology annotation, molecular function: protein binding; RNA binding; RNA nuclease activity. NCBI's taxonomy places the organism in Eukaryota, Metazoa, Echinodermata, Echinoidea, Camarodonta, Strongylocentrotidae. Gene Ontology annotation, biological process: RNA processing.
AUGUCGGUUGGACUGAGUUUCACAGUGCUGCUCAGGAGAAUCAUCUUGAUGUCACCAAAUACCUCAUCAGCCAAGGAGCUUACCAACGGAGCUGAGGUGAAUAGGGGAGAUAAUGUCGGUUGGACUGAGUUUCACAGUGCUGCUCAGGAGAAUCAUCUUGAUGUCACCAAAUACCUCAUCAGCCAAGGAGCUUACGUGAAUAGGGGGGAUCAUUUUGGUAGGACUGCAUUACACGUUGCUGCUUUCAAUGGUCAUCUUGAAGUCACUGAAUAUCUUGUCAGCCAAGGAGCUGACGUGAAUGAGAUUGAUAAUGACGCUGAGGUGAAUAAGUCUACUGAUAAGGGCAGGACUGCAAUACAACUUGCUGCACAGAAUGGUAACAUUGAUGUCACCAAAUAUCUGAUCAUUGAAGGAGCUGAGCAGAAUGAGGAAGAUAAUGAUGGUAUGACUGCAUUACACCAUGCUGUGCAGAAUGGUUACCUUGAUGUUGUUAAAGUCCUUAUGGCAGGAGGAGCACAUUUUGACAUAGGAGACAUUCACGACCAGACACCUCUACAUCUGUCCUUAGUCCUUGGGUACGAAAGCAUUGCUGAUCUAUUCACGAACUGUUCCAAUGCCAAGACUGAUUUAAUGGAUAUCCAUAUUGCCAUCCAACACGGUCACAUCUCUACCAUUGAGAAGUUAGUUUCUGAGGGAGCUGAUCUCAAUAUCAAGUCACCUGAAGGACAGACGUGUCUCCAUGAAGCGAUUAAAAUCUGCAAUAACAGCGAGAAAAUUGUGAAAGAAACUGAAACUCUAAGAAAGAUCUCCGAUGAGUGGUACGGGGGCGAACUAUCUCCUAAGAAGGCCUUGGUGUUUUAUCUCCUAGAGAAUGGAGCCAAGGUAGAUGUAAAGGAUGAGAGAGGCAAUCUACCAAUCCAAUAUGCCAAGGGCGAAGUGGUCAAACAGAUGAUUUUGUCGAGGUGA